Colletotrichum lupini is the source of this 429-nucleotide messenger RNA. RefSeq lists its product as uncharacterized. NCBI's taxonomy places the organism in Eukaryota, Fungi, Ascomycota, Sordariomycetes, Glomerellales, Glomerellaceae. The record is from RefSeq and is a predicted model, not a curated record. The transcript is spliced from 3 exons. Bases 1 to 429 code for a protein of 142 amino acids.
AUGCGCCGGUCGUUGUCAUAUAUCGCAUUGAUUUCGUUGUUGUACUCGCAGCAUUACAGCCCGCUGAGAGAGACGCGCCGGACGCGACCUCACAGGCUCAUAGUGUUGCUGAUGCCAAUUGCAAGCAGCCUGCAGGGGCUCCCGACGGAGUGGUCAGAGCGCCUGCGGAUGUAUUCUGAACCCUUGCUCGGCCCUCCCCUGGCUUUCGUCGUCAGACAGUUCGGCAAAAUUUCAUCGACAAAGCAGUGCAGCACCUCUCAAUCGCAUCCCGUCUUCCUCCACUGUACGAAACGGAGCCGGACCCAACCACUGGACAUCACCUCCGACCUUCGUCAUCACGCCUGCGCCCACAACAUGCCCCUCCUGCCCGCCGCCGCUGCUGCUGCACGCGACUGUCGCUCAGCUCCACUAAUACGCUCGACGACGUGA